UUCCCUCCACCGAGCCCCUGGAUUAGCGUUCUCCAAAUGGGGCAGCCGUCGACGAGGUGUAAUUUCCCCCUCUCGCAAGCGGCAUCCAGGCGAAUUGCCGGGGGGUGCAACCUACCGUUGCCUGUGGUAUUUAACGAUGGCCUAGUGUCCGCCUCGAGCCUGCCCUCUCCUUCCCUCCUUCUCCUCAGCUCGCAACAAGCCAACACAAAGCUCUCUUGACUUCGGUCGUCCACUCUUUAAACAACACUCACAAAAAGGCAUUUUUGCUCUUUUCGGUCUUUACCACCCUCUUCACAAACACCCCCGUUUUUUCAAACCAAAAACAACAGCCAAGAUGCGUUUCGCUGCCGCCGCCGUUGCCCUCGCUGGCACCGCUCUCGCCCACAAGGGCAGCCAGAGCACUGUGUACUCGACCGAGUACUACACCAUCACCUCGUGCGCCCCGACGGUCACCGACUGCCCGGCCUCGAGCACCGUUGUCAGCUCGUCGGUUGUCCCUCUCACCACGUCGACCAUCUACAGCACCACCACCAAGACGGUGACGGACUGCCCUGACACUGUCACGUACUGCCCGCCCACCACCAGCACCGGCUCGGGCCACUACUCCAACACCACCUCGGCCGUGGUUUCGCCCCCGUACCCGACCAAGACCCCCGGCACCACCCUGACCUCUGCCGCCCCGGUCUGCCCCGGCACCUCGGUCAAGACCAUCUCGACCUCCAUCACCACGGUCAUCCCGACCGUCAUCUACGAGACGGUCCAGGUCCCGUGCCCCACGGCCUCGGGCCCUGCUUCCAGCCCGUCCGGCUACACUCCCUCUGGCAAGCCCACGGGCACCAAGCCUCCUCAGCCCACCUUCACCGCCGGUGCUGCCACCCUGGGCGGCUCCGCGGCUUUCGCUGCCGUCGCCGGUCUCAUUGCCCUCAUGGCUUAAAUCUUCUCGCCUUUCUACUGAACAUUUUCGUUAAGUAGCAUAGCAGAGUGGAAAGGCCAGGGGCUGGUAGUGCUGGGC
Messenger RNA from Canariomyces notabilis, 1012 nucleotides. RefSeq lists its product as uncharacterized. The transcript is spliced from 2 exons. The coding region runs from base 335 to 934 and encodes 199 amino acids. NCBI's taxonomy places the organism in Eukaryota, Fungi, Ascomycota, Sordariomycetes, Sordariales, Chaetomiaceae. The record is from RefSeq and is a predicted model, not a curated record.